Messenger RNA from Cyprinodon variegatus (sheepshead minnow), 1997 nucleotides. It is a transcript of the gene ldha, whose product is annotated as L-lactate dehydrogenase A chain. Lineage: Eukaryota; Metazoa; Chordata; Actinopteri; Cyprinodontiformes; Cyprinodontidae. Gene Ontology annotation, molecular function: L-lactate dehydrogenase (NAD+) activity. Bases 129 to 1127 code for a protein of 332 amino acids. The transcript is spliced from 8 exons. Gene Ontology annotation, biological process: carboxylic acid metabolic process. Gene Ontology annotation, cellular component: cytoplasm. The record is from RefSeq and is a predicted model, not a curated record.
CCCCGCAUGAAGCUGCCUUUAAAUCCCCUCAGCCUUCCAACAGCAGCAGCUGCACUUGUGCGCAAAGAGCGAAGGAGCAGAGCCACAUUCCACCUCGUGUUUUCACCACUUCAACCCAAGUCGUUAAGAUGUCCACUAAGGAGAAGCUCAUCAGCCAUGUGAUGAAGGAGGAGCCUGUUGGUUGCAGGAACAAGGUGACAGUGGUCGGAGUCGGUAUGGUAGGCAUGGCGUCUGCCGUCAGCAUACUGCUCAAGGAUCUGUGUGAUGAGCUGGCCCUGGUUGACGUGAUGGAGGACAAGUUGAAGGGUGAGGCCAUGGACCUGCAGCAUGGAGCCCUCUUCCUCAAGACGCACAAGAUUGUGGCCGACAAAGACUACAGUGUGACCGCCAACUCCAAGGUGGUGGUUGUGACUGCCGGCGCCCGCCAGCAGGAAGGCGAGAGCCGCCUUAACUUGGUGCAGCGCAACGUUAACAUCUUUAAGUUUAUCAUCCCCAACAUUGUGAAGUACAGCCCCAACUGCAUCCUGCUGGUGGUUUCAAACCCAGUCGACAUCCUGACCUACGUGGCAUGGAAGCUCAGUGGCUUCCCCCGUCACCGUGUCAUUGGCUCCGGUACCAACCUGGAUAGCGCCCGUUUCCGCCAUAUCAUGGGAGAGAAGUUCCACCUCCACCCUUCAAGCUGUCACGGCUGGAUCAUCGGAGAGCACGGAGACUCCAGUGUGGCGGUUUGGAGUGGCGUGAACAUUGCUGGAGUUUCUCUGCAAAACCUCAACCCAAAGAUGGGCGCAGAUGGUGACGGUGAGAACUGGAAGGACGUGCAUAAGCAGGUGGUUGAUGGGGCCUAUGAGGUCAUCAAGCUGAAGGGCUACACUUCCUGGGCGAUCGGCAUGUCCGUGGCUGAUCUAGUAGAGAGCAUCCUUAAAAACCUGCACAAAGUUCACCCUGUGUCCACACUUGUCCAGGGCAUGCAUGGUGUGAAGGAUGAGGUUUUCCUGAGCAUCCCCUGUGUCCUGGGCAACAGUGGCCUGACGGAUGUCAUCCACAUGACGCUGAAACCUGAGGAGGAGAAGCAGCUGGUGAAGAGCGCUGAGACCCUUUGGGGGGUGCAGAAGGAGCUUACUCUGUGAGGAGCUCCUCUUUAAAACCUAAACUCUCCUGGAAAAAAGUCACAACAAACACUCUGUGGUUGAUCCCCGUCUACCUUACCUCUCAUGUCCUUCCCAGAGCAACCAGACCUCUGGAAAUCAUUAAAAAGCAAAGUGUUAGUAGCCACUCAAUGAUAGGGGUCACUCUUUUAUGAUAUCAUUUUGCUUUUCCACCCCCAACCCCCCAGCUGUCUCCGUCCAUCUGUGGCCAAGAAAUGUUUACCCCUGUAUUUAAGGUCAACCUAGUUUGGGUAAUGCAUACCUACUUACUACUCAGACCGCUGCAUAUUAGUUGGAUGUAUCUGUGUAUUGUCUAUAUGUUAGUCUUUUUUGGUGCUUUUUCUAUACACUCUGUGAUCCGUAUUAGUUAUGUGGUUGUAACUAGUCAUAAUUUUUUUUAUCCAAUUGGUAAUCUCUGUUUAUAAGAAGCAUAACAGAGGCAUUCCAUUCCCAACAAGUGAUCACUGCUUAGUUAGUCAAGACAACACUGCCACACUAAAUAUCACUAGGCCAAGGUCCUGUGAAACCAAAGUACUUAUGUUACUAUCAUCCUCUGAAGCAAAACUAACCACAAGUGCACUGAUGGGGAAGGUUUAAAGGUGGUGGUAGCCUGGCAUAGAUCAGAUAAGGGGGGAAAAUGACAACUGUUAAGAUUGUUGGUGCACAGAAAUGCCCAGAAGUUUUAUAUUUUACUCAAGAGAUAAAUUAUAUUAUCACAAAUGGCUAUAUUACAGAAAAUAUAUAUAAUGAUGCUGCAUUCAGAUUAUUUGUAUCGCUUACAGAGGAACUGUUCCUGUCAUGGCAGCUGGAUAUAUUUAUUUGCUGCAACAUCAAAUAAACCUGCCAGAAUAC